This is a messenger RNA of Mugil cephalus (flathead mullet), 2864 nucleotides long. It is a transcript of the gene otol1b, whose product is annotated as otolin 1b. The transcript has 5 exons. The record is from RefSeq and is a predicted model, not a curated record. NCBI's taxonomy places the organism in Eukaryota, Metazoa, Chordata, Actinopteri, Mugiliformes, Mugilidae. The coding region runs from base 163 to 1632 and encodes 489 amino acids. Gene Ontology annotation, molecular function: protein binding.
CCCCCUGUGCUUCCAGCAAAUACCCUCAUUGGUGGGGAUGUUCUUUCACCCAAGCCUGACAGUGAUAUCAGAGAGACCUGGAGCUCCUGGUGCUGCCUCCAAGACGCCGCUAGAAAGGAUAAAUGAUCAUACUACCUAUGCAUAACUGGAUUCCAGUCAACCAUGAGGAUUAUCUCCUGUCAGUCGACUCUUGUGGCUGUAGUUGUGCUUACACUCACCGUGGCAUCCUGCGCUGAAGCCAAGACUACACAGAAACCAAAAUACCUGUACACCAAGAAGCCCGUCCCUCACAUCACUGUGCACAGCCCCGUCACCACCAGCGUGCCCAAGACUCUGAAGGUAGUGGUGACGCCUAAUCCUGCGCAGCCGCAGCCGCAUCCUCUGCCCACUGCAAGGAAGACCACAAACCCAGGUCAUGUCAUUCCUCAGCACUAUAGUGAGAAUACAGAGCCCCCCGGUGCCGGCCCUGAGAACUACACUCUGGAUUAUAACGAAUGUUACUUCAAUUUCUGUGAGUGCUGUCCACCUGAGAUGGGACCCAGGGGCCCAAAGGGAGACAGAGGCUUGGCAGGGCCACCGGGUGAUAGAGGCCCCGAAGGAGCAGCUGGUUUACCGGGACCACCUGGUGUGAGUGGUCCUAUGGGGUUAAAAGGAGAUAAAGGAGAUAAAGGUGACAGAGGGAACAGUGGGACAAAUGGGACACCAGGAAUUCCAGGGAAACCAGGACAAAAAGGUGACAUUGGCAAUAAAGGUGAAAAGGGUGAAAUAGGGUCGCAAGGUUUCAAAGGUGAAAGUGGGGAGAAAGGAGAACCUGGCCUGAAUGGGGCUGCUGGUGAGAAAGGAGAACCAGGAAAGGAGGGACCAGCUGGACCGCCAGGACUGGCACUUGCACAAGGUCCUAAGGGAGAAAAGGGGGAUAAAGGGGAGUGUGGCAUAUUUGGGGAGAGAGGGCCGAAAGGUGAGCAAGGGGAACCUGGGGCUCCUGGUAUCCCAGGAGCGAUGGGAAUUCCUGGAAUUAAUGGUAAGCACGGUGCCCCGGGCCCUGUGGGUCUUCGAGGGGAUCAAGGACCCCCUGGACCACAAGGAGAACCUGGGGUAAGAGGGUCUGAAGGAUCACAGGGAGUGAGGGGGAUGCCUGGGCCAAAAGGGGAUAGAGGUUACCCUGGGAUGAGAGGUGACCGGGGCUUCCGUGGAAUGAAAGGAGCUAAGGGAUCAGGGAUACCACAGAAACGCUCUGCCUUCAGUGUAGGUAUCUCUCCAAGAAAGUCCUUCCCUCCCUCUGGCUUCCCGAUCCGCUUCGACAAAAUCUUCUACAACGAAGAGAACCAUUACAACGUCACCUCCAACAGCUUUACAUGCGUCCACCCCGGGGUUUACGUCUUCUCCUUCCAAAUCACGGUGCGUAAUCAGCCACUUCGGGCCACACUGGUAGUGAACGGAUCACGGCGCGUGAGGACACGGGACUCUCUGUACGGUCAAGACAUCGACCAGGCAUCCACUCUGGUGGUGCUACGCCUGGCGGUGGGUGAUCAAGUGUGGAUGGAGACGGCCAGGGACUGGAAUGGGGUGUAUGCCAGCAGUGAGGAUGACAGUAUCUUCUCUGGGUUUCUGCUUUACUCGGACAAGGUCUGAUGUUAUCUGAACUGACGAUUUCUUAUUCUAUUGGACUCUUUCAGCUUUACCACAUCAAAGAAAGGGGCCAAACACCAGUGGUGCUACACUUACAGCAUGAGCUGCUCAAAAGCUUCCCUGUACAUUUUGUAUUAUCACUUAACCUAACCUCUUGUUUUUUUGUUUUGUUUUUAUUUUCUGUCUGAAUAAAAACAAAGAAUCCCGCACUCUGGUGUUACUGUGGGAUAUAAUUUUUUGCCAAUGUUUUGCCUCCUUCAAGUAGACCAGGUCAACUGUCCAAUCCAUAAAAAGUAGGUUGAAACAUCUUGACGAACACACACGGUGUCACCUACAUAUUUCUGAAGGUAUUAAAACAAAAUCCGGACAUAAGGAAAAAAAGAGAAAGAGAAUUUAGCUAAAUAUAAUAAUAACCGCACAGUAACUGGACAGUUCAUUAGGUAUACAACUGAAUAAAAUAACAGUCCUGCACUAAAUCUUCAUGAAGGUAUUCAGUAUUAGUUUGAAAGCUGUUCAUUCAACUGUGCUUUCAUUUUGAAGGCUGCAGUUUGUAGAACUAUUUAAUCAUAUCGUUUUCCUAUUAUUUUGACAAACCCAUUUUUGUUGCUGGGCUGAGAUUAGGCUUAGGGUUAAUGUUCAAGUAAAUAAAGUCAUGAACAUGGAUUUAGUGCAGGACUCUGCAUUAUAAUGGAUUCAUUUUUCAAAUAGUGUACCUGAUGUCAAGCAUUAUUAAUACCAACAGUAAGCGAAACAGUGCGCAGGAGUUCGGUCAUGUUGUCACAAUAUUCUUCACCUUUUAAAACAGUGACUCCAAAGGGUAUUUGUUGAUACUUUUGGGUCUUCCCUAAGUCAGUGACCCAACACGACCCUGACUUUAUUUGCUCAAAAACACCUUCCUCUUUCAUGUAUGCUGCUUUUUAUUUUUCUUUCUCAUACUUGCACCACUGUUACCUUUGUAGUUGCAUUAUCACGUAUUAGGACCUAUGGGCUAUCUGUAUCUAAAUACAACGAAUGAGACGUAGAAAUGAUGUGUGUUAUUAUAAAGAGAGAGUCUCUGUGAUCUAUAGCUGUAUUGUUUACCUAAUUGUAAAUCUGUCAAGAAUCGGGAAAGAAAUGGCGAAGAUGCAUAUACAUACAUUGUUUUUAUUAUAUCUUUGUUACUACUGUAAACUGUCAGUAUUGCUGUACAAUAGAGAAUAGUAAAAAGGAACAAUAAAGUCCAACAACAGUGCGAA